Messenger RNA from Syngnathus acus (greater pipefish), 688 nucleotides. RefSeq names its product metalloproteinase inhibitor 2-like. Gene Ontology annotation, cellular component: extracellular matrix. Gene Ontology annotation, biological process: negative regulation of endopeptidase activity; negative regulation of membrane protein ectodomain proteolysis. Gene Ontology annotation, molecular function: metalloendopeptidase inhibitor activity; protease binding. The record is from RefSeq and is a predicted model, not a curated record. The transcript has 5 exons. Lineage: Eukaryota; Metazoa; Chordata; Actinopteri; Syngnathiformes; Syngnathidae. The coding region runs from base 56 to 688 and encodes 210 amino acids.
CCUUCUGGAACCAAAUCCCCCUACCGGCGUAGUCUUACUUUGUUUCCCUUGAAGGAUGAGCUGGAAGAACUUCGUGCUGUCCCUGGUACUGCUCUCCUUGUGGGGCCUCCAGGAGGAAGGCGUGCAAGCAUGUAGCUGUUUCCCGACUCAUCCGCAACAGUUGUACUGCCAAGCAGAUGUUGUCGUCAUCAAGGCAAAGAUUGUUGGUGUGAUCCCUGGAAAGCAAGGCAAAAAUAGACCCACCAAGUAUGACAUCAAACAAAUGAAGACCUACAAGGGUCCGGUAAAAUUUUUCGAUGCCAUUUACACUGGAGCCAACUCUGCACUGUGUGGCGUCAGUCUGACCAAGGGCACUGAAUAUCUUCUCAUGGGUAGACUGCACUUGGAUGGCAGUCUGCAUCUCUCCCUGUGUGACUUCUAUCAGCCGCUGGAGGCCUUGAGCAACAUUCAAAAGAAUCUUCUGUACCACUAUGGAAAGGGCUGCGCUUGCAUGAUCAGGUCCUGCUUCAAAUACCCAUGCUGCAUGAGUGGCCCGACGGAAUGUUUGUGGACUGAUUUCCUACCCGGGAAGGUGGGCAAUCGUGUCCAGGCUCAAAACUACACUUGCGUCAAGAUGAGUGAUGGCUGUUGUGUUUGGCACCAGCCGGCUAUCUAUGCCCAAAAUGGAUACCCAGCUGUGAAAGGAUAA